Messenger RNA from Xiphophorus maculatus (southern platyfish), 2452 nucleotides. Its product is annotated as ephrin A4. The record is from RefSeq and is a predicted model, not a curated record. Gene Ontology annotation, biological process: ephrin receptor signaling pathway; axon guidance. Gene Ontology annotation, molecular function: ephrin receptor binding. The transcript is spliced from 5 exons. NCBI's taxonomy places the organism in Eukaryota, Metazoa, Chordata, Actinopteri, Cyprinodontiformes, Poeciliidae. Bases 74 to 676 code for a protein of 200 amino acids. Gene Ontology annotation, cellular component: plasma membrane.
ACCGCGCCUCUUCUGUCAGGUCUCCCAGCCUGACUCCCACCCUCUCAACCGGCUGCAGAACAACCUCUCCAGGAUGGUCUGCCUGCGCGCACCGGGAGCUGCGGGCGCCCUUAAAGCAACAGUUUUCCUCCUCAACAUUAUCUCCGCUGUGGUGGCGAAGAGACACGUGGUUUACUGGAACUCUACGAACACAAGGUUGACAGCGGGAGAUCUGUCUGUCCAGUUGAAUCUCAAUGAUUACCUGGACAUCUACUGCCCCAGCUAUCCUGAAUCAGGGAGUUUGGUUCCAGAGCAGCCGGAGACUCUGGUCCUUUACCUGGUGGAGGAGGAGGCUUUCAAAGGCUGCGUGGAAACCAAAAAGGCCGUCAAGAGGUGGGAAUGCAACACCCCGUUUGCUCCGUUUGGACCAGUCCGCUUCUCUGAAAAGAUCCAAAGGUUCACCCCAUUCUCGCUUGGCUUUGAAUUCCUGCCAGGGAGACACUACUACUACAGCUCUCUGCCGACAGAUGAAGGCCCUCCUCUGCCAUGCAUGAAGAUGCGUGUCACAAUAUGCUGUGAGCCCACAUCAGAGGGCUCAAAACAAAUACAAGGAACAAAACCUCGCAGCAGUGUUGUCUCACUGAGGACCACUUCUCUUCCGCUCUUCAUCUCCAUCCUCUUACUGCUGAUCACCUGACUCAUCUGUCCUCAGUGUCUGCCUGCGCUCCAUGGGUGCAGUCUCUGACAUCUAAAGGAAGAAUAAAACUGUGCUGACAACAAAUGGCAAAGUGCAAUCUCUGCCAGACUAAGCCAGCGACAUUAAUGACUGGUUAAAAAUCCAGGCAGGACGAUGGUUUCUCCGGACCACAGUGACUCAGGGAAAUGACGCCGAAGUGCAGCAAAGCAUUUCUUCCUGUUUUCUUGCUCUACCUGUUGCCUGUUGUGCAACUACUCAGACAAAAUGUUCUCCAUACGGGAGCCAUCUUAAGACUCCUAUCUCACUUCGAAGCCAGAAGAACAAUGAAAGAAUCAGGUCCUCCUGUGAAGUUUAUUUUUAUUUUUGUGUCUUGUUGGGUUUUUUUUUUUUACUUCUUCUGUUGUUUACUUCCUUUUGAGUGGAAGCCUCCAGUUUAAAAAGUGGCCAAAUAAACAUACUAGUGUAAGGACUGGCUCAGGUUGGAGGUUUUCUGUUUCUCCUCUAAUUUUCUGGACAUGGACUCAACCUCGCACAUUAAUGCCUCAUUAUAAUCACAGCAAAAACAAAUCUGCUCUACUUCCAUCUCAAAGGAAAGGCAUUUUAAAUCUGGAAAGGGCAACUCUGGUAGAAAAGUGAGACUGGGCUCCUGCGCCCCCUGCUGGGAUCAAACUGGUUUUUACUGGUUGAACUGGACUGGACAUACAAGAGGAGACUGGAUGCCGGACUUUGGUUUUUACGGGACAUGGGAGUUGUUCCUAUUUGGGCAACCAGCUCUACGUUAGGUUUACAACCUGCUUUCUGCUUCAGAACCGCCUGAGAAAACGACGGAUUUAUGGGUGAACGGAUUGGAGUUAGAAAGAUAAACGGUGUGCACAUCUGAGCUUUAUGAUUUUAUUUUUAUCGUCACAUGAUUUUUGGUUUCAUGUGGAUAGUUUGUAAAAUUACAUAAAAAUGUGUUGGGUCUAUUUAAAUCAGUUGUUUACUACAGUAACAAUCAGUCUGUAUAAGUUAAUCGUAAAAAUAACACAAACUUGAUUUUUAUGUAAAGAAAAUAACAGAUUUUCAUACUUACAAAUUACUUGUAUAUUAUUUUAUAUGCUGUGCUAAACUGAAUUUACCAAGUUAUUAAGUUGAUUAUUGAAUUUAUAUUCGCAGCUGAAAAGUUUGGCAAGAAUGAAUAAAUAAACUUAGCCUCCCCAAUAUAUUUUUACAUUGAAAUUGGUGAGAACAGAGCUCUUUAUUUUUCCUUAGGAGCUAAGUAUAUAAUUUAACGUUACAUAAUCAUCUUGCUACAUUAUUGGAUUGGCUUACUGUCAGAAAAUGUAAAAAAUUUUCAUACAUUGUUUUCUUGCUUUAAAAAUAUAAUUGUUAGCACUUACUAUUCUCUUUUUUUAUGGUGAAAUAAUCUCAUCAUUUACAUUUUUUAGGUCUUUCAAACAGUUGGGUGUCAAAAUGUUAUUAGCUUUUCCUUUUUUUGUCAGGCUUACUUCCCAAAAAAAUGGUUCUCUUAAGAUUUGGUUUCUCUUCUGUACAGUGUGAGUUUUACAGUCAUGUAAUGGUAGGAUUUAUGGAUUUUUUUUUUUUUUUUAUUGCGUUUCUGCUUUCACAUUUUAGUGAAGGACGUAGCGUCUUCUGUGAAGAGCCAACUGCAAUCUGAGCCGUUUUCUGUGGCAGGACAACAAAUAAAAUACGGUUGCAUUCCAAAAAGCUCGGUCAGUUAUUUAUUUAUUUUUAUUACUUUGGGUCUAAAAUGCAUCGAUUUAUUGGACGCAGCUG